GAAUAGCAGAGAGCUCUACUCUCCUUUUCUUCUUCUUCUUCUUCUUCUUCUUCUUCUUCUUCUUGUUUUUGAUGGGGAACGAUUCAGAGUUGGUGACCCCAGGCGAAAAGCUCGGAAGAGCCUCCGAGUUUAAAGCAGGCAGAGGCGCCUACGUGUCACCCGAUAACCUCACCGUCUAUGCUUCUCUCACUGGCCUCCGCCGCAUCCUAUCCCCGCCUCCUGACUCACCUGACCAGAGACCCGUUGUGGAAGUAACUGGUCACAAGGCCCAUGGUGCUAUUCCGGAGCCUGGAUCUAUUGUCAUUGCUAGAGUUACAAAAGUGAUGGCCAGAAUGGCUUCUGCUGAUAUUAUGUGUCUUGGCACAAAGUCUGUGCGGGAAAACUUUACUGGCAUAAUUAGGCUUCAAGAUAUCAGAGCAACUGAGAUUGAUAAAGUGGAUAUGCACCAGUCUUUUCGCCCUGGUGACAUCGUCAGAGCUAUUGUGCUAUCCCUUGGAGAUGCAAGAGCUUACUUUCUAUCUACUGCAAAGAAUGAGCUGGGAGUUAUUUCUGCUCAGAGUGCAGCAGGUGUGCCAAUGGUGGCAAUAAGUUGGACUGAGAUGCAAUGCCCCAUUACAGGGCAAAUUGAGCUUAGAAAAGUUGCUAAGGUUGGAGGAAGAGUACUAGUUAAGAUGAACAUCCUGCCUCUGCUUUUCUUGCUUGUAAUUGUGUUCCCCAUUAUUGUUAAACCCAUUAGCAAAGCAUCCGAUGAUCACUGCCCGGUUCAAAGGUGUAGGCAUGAUGGUCCGCUUAUCCAGUUUCCAUUCCGUCUACAACAUUAUCCCUCUCACUGUGGCCAUCCACAGUUUGAGGUUUCCUGCAGCAGCUUCAGCAACAUGACCAUGAUGAAGCUCUCCUCAUCAUCAGGAUUCUUUCUAAUACAAACAAUCGAUUAUGAGACACAACAGUUUCGUGUGUAUGAUCAGGAUGGUUGCCUUCCGAGACGCCUUCUUAAUUUCACCCUCUCCUUCUCACUCUUUCAACCAGCACAUUUGAUUUACAGGGAGGAACCAACACCUUACAUGGUUUACUUCAAUUGCUUUAGAAAUUACGAUUACAAUGGCGAUUUGAGGAACUUGACGUUAUUAAAUUGUACCACGGUACAAAAUCUUAGCGCAUCCAACACACCUGAGAUCUCCUCCUGGAGGUACAUGGCGAUCAAAUGUCUCAGUGUCCCAGGGAAGUAUCAAGUUCUGGCUACUACCAAGUAUUUUACCAUGUCUGACAUGCCUGGUGCUUGCUAUACUUUGUCACAACUCUUUCUUCCAGUGCGGAGUAUACAAGAUUCUAUGUUUAGGUGUGAAGCAGAGACUGGUUUAUUGCUGGAAUGGAAAGAACGGAAUUUCCCAGAAUGUCAACAGUGUAGAGGAAACUGCUAUUUCAAUUACAGCAAUCAAGUGUUGAAGUGUUACCCUCCCAUGAGUCCCAUCUCCAGAGAAAAAACCAAAGAAGAUGACAAAUGGAUUCAAGAAGAAGUUAGGCGAAGCGGUUUUGGUAGUGUUUUCAGUGGAAAGCUUCCCAGUACUAAUGGUGUGCCAGUUGCCGUGAAACUCCUCAAGGAUUCUAAGGGGACUGGUGAAGAUUUUGUUAACGAAGUGGGAACCAUUGGCAGAAUUCACCAUGUUAAUGUGGUUCGACUACUUGGGUUUUCAGCUGAAGGAGGGAAGCGUGCUCUUAUUUAUGAGCUCACGCCAAACGGAUCCCUAGAGAAGUUUAUCACAUCUAAAGAUCAACCUAGGGAUAACAAUACUUCAUUUGAUUGGAUGAAACUUCGCAACAUCAUCACAGGUAUAGCAAAGGGAAUUGAGUAUCUACACCAAGGGUGCGACCAGAGGAUCCUCCACUUUGAUAUCAAGCCUCAUAAUAUCCUGUUAGACCAUGAUUUCAAUCCAAAGAUCUCCGACUUUGGUCUGGCCAAACUCUGUUCCAAGGAAGACAGUCUUGUAUCUAUGACUGCUGCCAGAGGCUCUACAGGCUACAUAGCACCUGAAGUGUUUAACGGAAACUUUGGCACCGUCUCCUACAAAUCAGAUGUGUAUAGUUUCGGGAUGCCAGUGCUUGAAGUUAUUGGAGCUAGGAAGGAAACUGCUCUUACAUCUAGCAACAGUGAGGUCUAUCUUCCUGAAUUGAUUUAUAAGACUCUAAUUCGAGGAGAAGAGUUGAAUUUGGAGCUAGCUGAUGAUGAAGAUGCUAAAAUUGCUAAGAGACUAGCAAUUGUGGCACUUUGGUGCAUCCAGUGGUACCCGGUGAACCGCCCUUCCAUGAAAGCAGUUGUUAGAAUGCUAGAAGGACCCUAUGAAAGCUUGAUCAUGCCACCAAAUCCAUUUAUUGCUUCCACAACUCAUCAGAUGGAACCAACAGCAACCCCAUCAACUAAUCAUCAUGUUCAUCAGCACUGCCCCAUUUCAAGGUGUAGCCCUGAUGGUCCCCUGAUCCAGUUUCCCUUCCGUCGAAAAGGUGAUCCACUUCACUGUGGAAAUCCUGAGUUUGAGGUUUCUUGCGGCCGAAACAACAACACCAACGUGACAAUGAUUCGGCUCUCCUCAUCUUCAGGGUUGUUUCCUAUCCAAAAAAUCGAUUACAAUAACAGAUAUUUUGAUGUCUACGAUGGUGGUGGUUGCAUGGCGAGCCGCCUUCUUAAUUUUACUAUUUUUACUACAUCCAGCUUGCUCUUUUAUCCAGUACCUUAUCACUGGAGCAGUGAGAGUUCUCUCCCUUGCCCUGACAAUUUCGGUCCCGAAUCAUCUCCCUAUCCAGAAUAUGCACAAUCCCCCUCUUCAGAAUCAGCUCAAUCUCCCUAUUCAGAUUCCACUCAAUCUCCCUAUCCAGAAUAUGCGCAAUCCCCCUAUUCAGAUUCACCUCAAUCUCCUUAUGCACAAUCCCCUUAUUCAGAUUCCGCUCAAUCUCCCUAUCCAGAUUCUGCUCAGUUUUUCAGAGAAUUUGUAUUAUUAAAUUGUUCUACCACACAAAAUGUGAGCACAAGGAGAAACUACUACAUGCCAGUCAGAUGUCUCAGUGUCCCAGGGCACUAUCAAGUUCUUGCCGUUGAAUCCUCAAGUUCUAUAGAUGACUUGGCUGCGUUGCCGCUAUCAACUUGCACUACUUUGAAAAAAAAGUUCUAUCUUCCACUGAGAAGUGUAAAAGGCAGUGCUCAGGACUGUGCACCAGACAAUGUUUUAUUACUAGAGUGGAAACCAUGGGAUAAUUUCCCAGAAUGUCAAAACUGCAAAGGGCGGUGCGAUAUGGAUUACAGGAGCAAUGGAAUGGUGUGCUAUCUGGAAGUAUAUCCUGGAUAUCCUGCAGAUUACCAUCCCUAUGGUCAUGCGAAUGAUGGCCACAGGUCAAUUAUCAUAGCAGCGAGCAUAGCUAGUUUUGUUCUCAUAUCAGCAAUGGUGGUGGUAGCCAUAUUGUAUUAUGUGAAGAAAUCAGACAGGACAGAGGAAAAGGAAAAUCAAAUCAAGAUAGAAAAGUUCCUAGAUGAUCACAAAUUCCAUGUACCAACAAGAUACUCUUACGCUGAUAUAAAGAAGAUGACAAAUGGAUUCCGGAAGAAGUUAGGUGACGGAGGUUUUGGAAGUGUUUUCAGUGGAAAGCUUCCAAGUAAUGGAGUUCCGGUAGCCAUAAAAGUCCUCAAGGAUUCUAAGGGAAAUGGAGAUGAUUUUGUUAAUGAAGUGGGAACCAUUGGUAGGAUUCACCAUGUAAACGUGGUUCGCCUACUUGGGUUUUCUGCAGAAGAAGGCAAGCGUGCUCUUAUAUAUGAAGACAUGCCAAACAGCUCUCUGGAGAAGUUUAUCACAUCUAAAGAUAACAAUGCUUCAUUUGAUUGGAUGAAACUUCGCAACAUCAUCACUGGUAUAGCAAAGGGAAUUGAGUAUCUACACCAAGGGUGCGACCAGAGGAUCCUCCACUUUGAUAUCAAGCCUCAUAAUAUCUUGUUAGACCAUGACUACAAUCCGAAAAUCUCCGACUUUGGCCUAGCCAAACUCUGUUCCAAGGAAGACAGUCUUAUAUCUAUGACUGCUGCUAGAGGCACCAUAGGCUACAUAGCACCUGAAGUGUUCAACGGAAACUUUGGCACCGUCUCCUACAAAUCAGAUGUGUAUAGUUUCGGGAUGCUAGUGCUUGAAGUUAUUGGAGCUAGGAAGGAAACUGCUCUUACAUCUAGCAACAGUGAGGUCUAUCUUCCUGAAUUGAUUUAUAAGUCUCUAAUUCGAGGAGAAGAGUUGAAUUUGGAGCUAGCUGAUGAUGGAGAUGCUCAAAUUGCUAAGAGACUAGCAAUUGUGGCACUUUGGUGCAUCCAGUGGUACCCGGUGAAUCGACCUUCCAUGAAAGGGGUUGUACUAGAAACUUGGACUUACCAGGAGUUGGAAAUUGGCGCGAAACCGCGGUGGUGGCCCCACGGCUUCGUACACCGUAGACCACAUCGUGUAGUCAGCGAAAAAGGAGCAGCCGCAUUACAUGAUCAUACAAAAAUGGCUUCUCUUCUCUUCCUCCAACCUCUCACCAAUCUCUCUUCCUCCACCGCCCUCGUCUUUCUCCGAAAUCCCCACCACGUCCCCGCUUCGACCUCCCUUAAACCCAAACCCCUCCUCACAUUCAAAACUCUCACCACUUGUUUCUCCCUCGCCGAAUCCGACUCCCCCAAAUCUUUGCAACCCGAAACCCGAACCGUCCUCCAAGACCUCGCUGACAGCUUUGAUCUCCCUCCAGACUACUUUGCGAAGCUUCCCAAUGAUCUUCGUCUCGAUCUGAACGAUGCUGCUUUUGACCUUUCAAAUGGAAAGAUUAUCGAUGAGUGUGGUCAAGAGUUGGGAGAGACAUUAUUAAAUCUAUCUCGUGCAUGGGAAGUAGCUGACACAUCAACCUCGCAUAGUUUAGCUAGCAAGCUCCCUGACUUGGAAGAAUCUUUGACAAACAAUGCCAAAUCAGCACUAGGGAAGCGUUUGGUUUCUGCUGGAAGAAGGUUCCAGUCUAUGGGCAUGUAUGGUCAAGGCGAACUGCAAAAGAUUGCAAAAACAAUGACUACGGCCGGAAAGCUUCUAUCUGCAAGUCCAACAUCCACAAUGACCGAUGAAGAACCAAAGAAUGAAAGCAGGAUGCUGAAGUUUGGAGAACUUCAGCUCGAGCUUACAUCAGAAAAAGCUACCAUCGGGGCUAUCAUCAGCUUUGCUUUCGGGAUUCUUUCAUGGCAACUAGCUCAAGGCGUCCAAAAUAUCCCAGAGAACUCACUGCAGUAUGCAAAUGACAAUGCUUUGCUGCUGGCUAAGUCUUUGAGAGGAGCUCUACUUGCAGCGUGCUAUUCCUCAGCCAUAUUAUCUGGUUUUACUACCUUCGGACUUAUCUUACUUGGAAGGCAACUAAACAUGGCGACCCCUUUCAGCUGCUCAGCCUCCGACCUAACCCCCCUCCUCGGCUCCGCCGCCACCAACCUCAACACCACCCUCCUCGCCGACUUCCUCUGCUCCCGCUUCACAGCCAUCUCCACCAGGUUCAACGAAACCACCUAUGCCAUAGACAACACAUAUCUCCUCUUCUCCGCCUACCUCGUCUUCGCCAUGCAGCUCGGUUUCGCCAUGCUCUGCGCAGGCUCCGUCCGUGCCAAGAACACCAUGAACAUCAUGCUCACUAACGUCCUCGACGCCGCUGCCGGCGGCCUCUCCUACUACCUCUUCGGCUUCGCUUUCGCCUUCGGCGCCCCUUCUAACGGCUUCAUCGGCCGCCACUUCUUCGGCCUUAACGACUACCCCUCCGGGCCCUCCCCCGCCGGAGACUACAGCUUUUUCCUCUACCAAUGGGCCUUCGCCAUCGCCGCCGCCGGAAUCACCAGCGGCUCGAUCGCCGAGAGAACACAAUUUGUAGCAUACCUCAUCUACUCCUCAUUUCUCACCGGCUUUGUCUACCCGGUAGUCUCUCAUUGGUUUUGGUCAGCAGACGGAUGGGCUAGUCCAAUACGUUCUGAUAACUUACUCUUCGGUUCCGGCGCCAUUGACUUUGCCGGGUCCGGCGUCGUCCACAUGGUCGGUGGUAUAGCCGGUUUAUGGGGUGCCCUAAUUGAAGGACCGAGAAUCGGCCGGUUUGACAGAGCCGGCCGGUCCGUGGCCUUACGUGGACACAACGCUUCCCUAGUUGUUCUCGGCACAUUCUUGCUUUGGUUCGGCUGGUACGGUUUCAACCCCGGCUCGUUUCUCACCAUCGUUAAAGCGUACGGCGACGGCGGGAGCUACUACGGCCAGUGGAGCGCCAUCGGAAGGACAGCUGUCACGACCACAUUGGCAGGAUGCACAGCCGCCCUAACCACCUUGUUCGGAAAGCGGUUGUUGGUUGGACACUGGAAUGUUCUAGAUGUUUGCAACGGUUUGUUAGGGGGGUUCGCUGCGAUCACCUCAGGUUGUUCCGUGGUGGAGCCGUGGGCGGCGAUCGUGUGCGGGUUUGUCGCGGCGUGGGUGUUGAUUGGUUUUAACAAGCUCGCAGAGAAAGUGAAAUACGACGAUCCUUUAGAGGCGGCGCAGCUGCAUGGAGGGUGUGGAGCGUGGGGUUUGCUAUUUACGGGUCUUUUCGCGACGGAGAGGUACGUGAAUGAGGUGUACUCGGGAAGGCCAGGGAGGCCGUAUGGUCUGUUCAUGGGCGGUGGAGGGAAGCUGCUGGCGGCUCAAGUGGUGCAGAUACUGGUGGUGAUGGGGUGGGUGACGGUGACUAUGGGGCCGCUGUUUUACGGCCUUCAUAAGCUGAAGCUGCUGAGGGUUUCCGACAAGGACGAGACGGCGGGGAUGGAUUUGACUAGGCAUGGAGGGUUUGCUUACGUGUACAAUGAUGAGGAUGAGGCUUCUGUUAAGCCGGAGUUUAUGAUGAGGAGGGUUGGACCUACGGAUGAUGCCAGUCCUUGCCCGUAGUACGUAGUGUUAUUUGUUUUACUAUUUCUGUGGUAGUUGUAUUUUUGAGUUGAUUUUCUUGGAAUGGUUGGAAUUGGAUCUUCGUGUUUGUGAUAAAUUAGGGCAAGGACAAGAUCUGAAAAAGAAAUAACAAUGUGUAUGACUUUAUGUACUCGAUCGGGUGCUUCGUAUGGUUUACUAAGAGCUGCCCAACAUGUACUACAUGCCAUUUGGCAAGUAUAAAUUUAGACAAGUUUAGUCGAUU
Fragaria vesca subsp. vesca is the source of this 7173-nucleotide messenger RNA. RefSeq lists its product as uncharacterized. The transcript is spliced from 21 exons. Lineage: Eukaryota; Viridiplantae; Streptophyta; Magnoliopsida; Rosales; Rosaceae. Gene Ontology annotation, cellular component: membrane. Gene Ontology annotation, molecular function: ammonium channel activity. Gene Ontology annotation, biological process: ammonium transmembrane transport; ammonium homeostasis. The record is from RefSeq and is a predicted model, not a curated record. Bases 72 to 6929 code for a protein of 2285 amino acids.